AUAAAUUCAGUACCUCUCGGCGCUUUGGUCGGUACAGUUGGUAUUAUACUUUGAUACAGUUAAGUGAUUAAGUGUUGAGAAAUCACUUGAUUACAAUCCUUUAAAGUUAGUGUUUACAAUAAAAAAGUCACGUUAUAUUAAUAACUUAUAAUAAUUCAAAUAAUAAAUAAAAAACAAAAAUUCGUGCGUGAUAAAAAAUGGCUGAAAGUAAAGGUGCGUUAAUUGCUAAAACAGUGCAAAAACACGCUGGCAGAGCUAAAGAGAAGUUUCUUCAAAAUCUUGGCAAAGUAGACAGAACGGCAGAUGACAUAUUUGACGAGCACCUUCAAAACUUUACACGUCAACAAAAUGCAGCUAAUAGACUUCAGAAAGAAUUCAAUAAUUAUAUCAGAUGUGUUAGGGCUGUUCAAGCAGCAUCCAAAACCCUUAUGGAUUCCCUUAACGAGAUUUAUGAAAGUCAAUGGACAGGACACGAUUUAUUAUAUGUUCAAGCACAAAGUUUAGAUGUGCUAUGGCAAGAUUUUACUCAUAAACUUGCGGAUCAAGUUCUUGUGCCUCUCAAUACAUAUCAAUGUCAAUUUCCUGAAAUGCGGAAAAAAAUUGACAAACGUGGCCGUAAAUUGGUAGAUUACGACGGGCAAAGACACAACUUUCAAUCAUUACAAUGCAAUCCAAAGAAGCGUGACGAGACUAAAGUAAUGAAAGCUAAAGAAUUAUUAGAUGAGGCUAAACGAACUUACGAGCAACUCAACUCAGAGCUUCAUGAUGAACUACCAGCUCUUUAUGAUUCACGUGUACUUUUCCUCGUCACCAAUUUGCAGACUCUUUUUGCAGCUGAACAAGUAUUUCAUGUGGAAAGUGCCAAGGUUUACUCAGAAUUAGAAGCGAUCGUUGAUAAACUUGCGAAUGAAAGUCAAAGAGGAUCUUAUACAUUAAAAAAGAACUCGGAACCACAAUCACCAAAAUCUCCAAACGCAAACUCAUCACUGAUAAUCAACACGCAAUCACCGUCUCAAAACAAUAUUUCACCUGCUCUCGAAGAGAAGACAAUCGAGAAACGAAAUUCGUCGCCUACAACUCAAUUGAACGGCAAUGCAAAUAGUAAUGCUAACAGCAAUGAUAAUUCAAUAAAUAAUCAAGAUGUAUCGCCACAAGAUUCAGUCGCACCCGUUAAACGGGUCGAGGAAUUGUACGAUAUACCAGUAGACGUGGAAUAUGAAAAUGGUACGAAUUUUUCUAUAGGAGCGACUACUGAAAACCUGCCGCCAGGAGUUUUGUACAGGGUCAAGGCUACUUACAAAUACGGACGUGAAGAUAUGGAUGAACUAUCAUUUGAUGUUGGGGAAAUUAUACAAGUUAUCGAAUAUGAUGAUCCUGAAGAACAGGAGGAAGGAUGGCUGAUGGGAGUCAAAGAAGGUACCAAUGAAAAAGGAAUGUUUCCAGCAAAUUUCACGAAGCCUCUGUGAACAAAAAUCUUAAUUUGCGACGUACACUCCAAUGCUCACAACCAGCGUAUUUAACAAUAAGGUAUAACAUGUAUUAAAAAAAAAAAAAAAUACUAAAAUCGUGGAUUCAAAAACGAUCGAGGACUGCGUAAACGGAAAAUGUGUCGAUACAAAAUAAUACGAAUCCAUAAAAAAUAAAUAAAAUAAAAAAAAAUGUUAGUUAUAAAGAGAAUUGAUGACGAAGAUCAACUUGAAGGUUUUAAUUAAAAUGCAAAGGAGAGGAUUAUUUGCUGGAGGCUGCUUACUGCGGAUCAUGUCAAAGAUUAAUCAGUCGCAAAGUGCCUUAAAAAUCCAGCCCAAUAUCUGUGCCAACAAUCACUGCUUGUAUGGAAAUAAUUAUCAUCCUCUCAUACUCUAUAUACAUAUAUAAAUAUACAUCACCGAUAAUCAAAUAAAUUUUUGGUAUAUUUGAUUUUAAUUUUAUAUUAUAAAUACAAUUGAUUUAGAAAACUAUAAAAUUUUAAAUGGAGUUGUAUGAAAGAGCGAGCGAACGAAUUAUAUAUUAAGUCUUUCAUAGCUAAUUAUCUAUUUUAAUUAAUUAACACGCGGGGAAAUA
Messenger RNA from Microplitis mediator, 2061 nucleotides. It is a transcript of the gene Amph, whose product is annotated as amphiphysin. Gene Ontology annotation, cellular component: plasma membrane; cytoplasm. The transcript is spliced from 9 exons. Lineage: Eukaryota; Metazoa; Arthropoda; Insecta; Hymenoptera; Braconidae. The record is from RefSeq and is a predicted model, not a curated record. The coding region runs from base 198 to 1466 and encodes 422 amino acids. Gene Ontology annotation, molecular function: phospholipid binding; protein binding.